CUUUUUUAAUGAAGAGAACAUGGGAGGAGUAAAAGAACAAGAUAAACCUAAUCAGCUCACCUCCUGUGAUGAUGAUGGAGGGGGUUGAAUUCUGCUUUCCACAUCUGCUCAACUCCUCUUGCAGAAAGGCUCUGCAUCCUGUCUCAGUUUCCACGCUCAUUUACAUGAUAAUAUCUUCUAUCUCUGUGCUCACUGCAACUCUUAACCUGCUGGUCAUCAUCUCCAUCUCCCACUUCAAGCAGCUCCAUAAUCCCACCAACUUCCUCCUCCUCUCUCUGGCUGUCUCCGAUUUCUUUGUGGGUCUCUAUUUGCUCUUUUACAUAAUGUUUAUAGACGGCUGCUGGUAUUUUGGUGAAUUCAUGUGUAUUCUGUAUUAUGUUAUUGGCACAAUUAACACCUCUUCCUCAAUAGGAACCAUGGUACUGAUAUCAGUUGACCGUUAUGUGGCCAUUUGUGAUCCUCUGCAUUAUCCCAUCAAAGUCACUGCAAAAAGAGUUCAGAUCUGUGUUUCACUGUGUUGGAGCUUUUCUGCCCUUGCUGGUAGUUUCCUCUUAAAGGACAACUUGAAACAGCAAAGCAGGUUUAAUUCUUGUGUGGGAGAGUGUGUUGUCCAUAUUAACUUUAUUGAAUAUGUUGCAGAUCUUGCUUUGAACUUCCUACUUCCUAUUACUGUCAUCAUAGUUCUGUAUUUGAGAAUAUUUGUAGUGGUUGUGUCUCAGGUUCGGGCCAUGCGGACUCAUACUGCAGGUGUCACAUACCAGUGUUCAAGGAAGGGAAAUCCAAAGAAAUCAGAGAUGAAAGCAGCCAGGACUCUUGGUAUUGUUGUAAUUGCAUUCUUGUCAUGCGCCUUACCAUUUUAUUGUGUCACACUCACAGGCCAGAAUGCCUUCCUCAACGGAUCAUCUUCUGCAUUUGUUUUGUGUCUUUUCUAUUUUAAUUCGUGCCUCAACCCUAUCAUCUAUGCCUUAUUCUACCCCUGGUUUAGAAAAUCUAUUAAGCUUAUUGUUACAUUUCAAAUACUGAAGUCUGGCUCCAGGAAUGCCAACAUAGUCAAAGUGACAUAA
Haplochromis burtoni (Burton's mouthbrooder) is the source of this 1064-nucleotide messenger RNA. RefSeq names its product trace amine-associated receptor 13c-like. Gene Ontology annotation, cellular component: membrane. The record is from RefSeq and is a predicted model, not a curated record. Gene Ontology annotation, biological process: G protein-coupled receptor signaling pathway. Bases 69 to 1064 code for a protein of 331 amino acids. Gene Ontology annotation, molecular function: trace-amine receptor activity. The transcript is spliced from 2 exons. Lineage: Eukaryota; Metazoa; Chordata; Actinopteri; Cichliformes; Cichlidae.